Rhododendron vialii is the source of this 668-nucleotide messenger RNA. RefSeq lists its product as uncharacterized. The transcript has 3 exons. The record is from RefSeq and is a predicted model, not a curated record. Bases 52 to 438 code for a protein of 128 amino acids. Lineage: Eukaryota; Viridiplantae; Streptophyta; Magnoliopsida; Ericales; Ericaceae.
UAUGUUCUACACAAGAUUAUAUGUGGCUAAUGUAACAUUUCAUUGAAGGUAAUGGAAGUAUCUAAUGCUCGAAAGGAUGUCGUUGCUGACUCAGAUGACAUGGUCUUUGAAGAAGGCCAAUCAUCAGAGUCUGUCAACAAUAUAUGCAAGUCUGUCGGCCAUGUACAUGACUAUGAAAGCUCAAACACAAUCUCUCUCAAGUUGGGCCAAAUGGAGUCUAGCGAUGAUAGUGACAAGGAAUUGGAGUCUGAUUCAGAUGACGAAACAAUAAUCACAUUGGUUACCCUAGCACUACAUGAACAUCAUCAGAAAUACUAUAAUCGUAUUCCAUGUCGAACCUCUAUAUUAAGAGGACACGAUUAUGUAUUAGAGGUUUUCGAAUGGAAACACAUGUUUUUAUUGCAUUUUGUGAGGCGCUUAAAGUACACACUGGGUUAAAGCAUUCAAGGUACUUAACAGUUCAAGAGCAAGUAUGUAUAUUUUUGCUCGUAGUUGGACACAACAGUAGAAAUCGCAUAAUCCAAGAGCGAUUCCAGCAUUCAGGGGAAACGAUCUCUAAGUAUUUUAAACGAGUAUUAAAGGCUGUGUGUAAGCUUGGGAAGCUCAUUAUUCAACCCCCCCCCAAUUUGAUGAGGUCCCUCCAGAGAUUAUGCACAAUCCAAAGUACU